AUGUACGGGCUAUAUAUCGGAAUAAACUCUAGUCUUCUAUGCAGUGAUCCAGAUAAUGCAAGCAUUAAGAUAGAACAGGGUGAAUCAAGGAUAAAACAGGGGGAAUCAAGGAUAGAACAGGGUGAAUCAAGGAUAGAACAGGGGGAAUCAAGGAUAGAACAGGAGGAAUCAAGGAUAGAACAGGGUGAAUCAAGGAUAGAACGGGGGGAAUCAAGGAUAGAACAGGAGGAAUCAAGGAUAGAACAGGAGGAAUUAAGGAUAGAACAGGGGGAAUUAAGGAUAGAACAGGAGGAAUCAAGGAUAGAACAGGAGGAAUUAAGGAUAGAACAGAUGGAAUUAAGGAUAGAACAGGGGGAAUCAAGUAUAGAACAGGGGGAAUCAAGGAUAGAACAGGGUGAAUCAAGGAUAGAACAGGGGGAAUCAAGAAUAGAACUGGGUGAAUCAAGAAAAGAACAGGAGGAAUCAAGGAUAGAACAGGGGGAAUCAAGAAUAGAACAGGAGGAAUCAAGGAUAGAACAGGGUGAAUCAAGAAUAGAACAGGAGGAAUCAAGGAUAGAACAGGGGGAAUCAAGGAUAGAACAGGGGGAAUCAAGAAUAGAACUGGGUGAAUCAUGGAUAGAACAGGAGGAAUUAAGGAUAGACAGGGACAAUCAAGGAUAGAACAGGGUGAAUCAAGGAUAGAACAGGGUGAAUCAAGGAUAGAACAGGAGGAAUCAAGGAUAGAACUGUGUGAAUGAAGGAUAGAACAGGGUGAAUCAAGAAUAGAACAGGAGGAAUCAAGGAUGGAACAGGGGAAUCAUGGAUAGAACAGGGGGAAUCAAGGAUAGAACAGGGGGAAUCAAGGAUAGAACAGGAGGAAUCAAGGAUAGAACAGGGGGAAUCAAGGAUAGAACAGGGGAAAUCAAGGAUAGAACAGAGGAAUCAAGAAUAGAACAGGGGUAAUCAUGGAUAGAACAGGAGGAAUCCAAGAUAGAACAGGGGGAAUCAAGGAUAGAACAGAGGGAAUCUGGGAUAGAACAGGAGGAAUUUUUAAUUGCAAUAGAGGGAAUGAAUGAAGAAUAAAUGUUGUUGUUCAUUUAAAGAUUCUUGUUUGAAAUUCUUAAAUUUAUCGCCAUUUGCAAAGCAGAAUCUGCUCUAUUAAAUAUAGUUGUGAGAUGUUUGUUGUGUUUUUCAAGUUGAAAUAUGUAGAGUAAAAAAUUUUUACUUUUGUACUGGACAAGUAUUAGAAGUGAAGAUUGAUAAAGAAAACUUUGUCCGGCCUACACAUGUAUGUAUAUUGUAUAUACAUAACUUGUAUGACAGUGAGAUAAGAAUGUGAGUGAUAUUUUGAGGAGGCAUUGUUUUGUAUUGGGGGGCUUGAUCUUUAUGUGCGUGGGUGUUUAGGCUGAAAUAUCUGGCAAGACUCUGCAUUUUCAACUGCCUGACCUAGGCAGCUAGCGGCCUGGGUCAACAUCCACCCACCUAUUGUUGAACAGAUGACCAU
Molecule: messenger RNA, 1483 nt
Organism: Eurytemora carolleeae
Lineage: Eukaryota; Metazoa; Arthropoda; Copepoda; Calanoida; Temoridae
Product: golgin subfamily A member 6-like protein 6
Exons: 2
Coding region: 1-660 (219 amino acids)
Source: RefSeq, a predicted model, not a curated record